AUGACGACUGAUGUAAUUACUACUAAUGAUGAUACUAUUGCUGCCACAAUCCAUGCCGUCGCUACUACUACUCCUGAUACUAUUACUACUUCUACUACUGAUGAUACUAUUACUACUUCUACUACUGAUGAUACUAUUGCUGCCACAAUCCUUGCCGUCGCUACUACUACUCCUGAUACAAUUAUUACUUCUACUACUGACAUUACUACCACCUCCACUACCGAUGAUGUUACUACUACUUCUACAACCGAUGAUUAUACAACUACUACUACCGAUGUUACUAGUACUUAUUCUACCGAUACUGUUUCUAGUACUGAUACUAUAAUUCUAACAACUGAGCAAAAUAUUCCUGUAGCUAAAGCCAAUAUUAUUACCAACAGACAGCCAACAGAGUUAACGCCAUUAAUUGAAGAAGUUCCUAUAAUUUACAGGAUUACGAAAACAUGUAGAGACAUGAGAUUUGGAUGUUGUCAUGAUGGAGUUACUCCAGCUGUGGGAAUCAACUUUUCAGGGUGUGACCCCAUUCCCAGAUCAGAGAUGACGACUGAUGUAAUUACUACUAAUGAUGAUACUAUUGCUGCCACAAUCCAUGCCGUCGCUACUACUACUCCUGAUACUAUUACUACUUCUACUACUGAUGAUACUAUUGCUGCCACAAUCCAUGCCAUCGCCACUACUACUCCUGAUACUAUUACUACUUCUACUACUGAUGAUACUAUUACUACUUCUACUACUGAUGAUACUAUUGCUGCCACAAUCCUUGCCGUCGCUACUACUACUCCUGAUACAAUUAUUACUUCUACUACUGACAUUACUACCACCUCCACUACCGAUGAUGUUACUACUACUUCUACAACCGAUGAUUAUACAACUACUACUACCGAUGUUACUAGUACUUAUUCUACCGAUACUGUUUCUAGUACUGAUACUAUAAUUCUAACAACUGAGCAAAAUAUUCCU
Anoplophora glabripennis (Asian longhorned beetle) is the source of this 960-nucleotide messenger RNA. Its product is annotated as integumentary mucin C.1-like. NCBI's taxonomy places the organism in Eukaryota, Metazoa, Arthropoda, Insecta, Coleoptera, Cerambycidae. The record is from RefSeq and is a predicted model, not a curated record. The annotation marks the transcript as partial. The transcript is spliced from 2 exons.